This is a messenger RNA of Cylicocyclus nassatus, 1801 nucleotides long. Lineage: Eukaryota; Metazoa; Nematoda; Chromadorea; Rhabditida; Strongylidae. The record is from the annotation of a GenBank genome assembly.
AUGCCAAUCAAUGAAUUGACAAGAAUUAAAAGCGCUGAAGCCGCAAAAUUGUAUCAGAGAACCUCUAGAGUUGCUGGUCCUGCUAGCACUACAGAAGCAAGGAUUGACGACCGUUGCGCGGUGAUUUCUGACGGUGUGUCACAUGAGGGAACAAUCAAAUUCAUCGGUUACCUAAAAGGACAUUGCGAACUGUUUGCUGGCGUUGAUUUUUAUCCUCUGCGGGAUGAGGAAAUUGGAGACGGCACUGGCGUAUACCGAGGUGAAAUUUUGUUCCAUGCCGCAAAGAAUCAUGCCAGAUUUGUGCCGAUUUCUGAGCUUUAUAUCUCACAUUUGCCCAGCGCAGGCAGAAUCGCUGUCGACAAUGACAACUCUGUGGUACAGACGCAGAUAUCAAGGGAAUCACGUAAAGUGGCACCACCUCCAGUUCCACCACCACCUGUAGUUAAGAGUUUUAAUCACCACUCCAAACUGACACCACCUCCAGUCCCGCCUCCACCUGUUAUGAAAAUGGCAGAAUCACGCAGUAAAAUGUCACCACCUCCAGUUCCACCGCCACCUGUACAUGUUGAAGAUUACAUGAUUAAUCCAUUCACCAUAGGUGAUCGAGUGCAGGUGUAUCACCUCGGUGCCUGCCGAUCCGGUGUCUUAGUUUGGAUGGGCGAUGCGAUAAGCAGUAAUUAUGACCAUAUUGAAACAAGUGCAAUAGUUGUACUGGACGACCCAGCACCGCCAGGAUGGCGACUUUUAAAUAAAUCUUUAAAAUCCAGUGCCGGAGAAUUGGCAAAGGAAGUUCUGAUGCCAAUUGCUGCUCUACGUCGAGAUCGUCGCCGUCAUCGGAGCUCCUCCGACAGCAAAAAUCCACUCAAACGAGAAUGGUCACCAUCCACUCGAUCUCCAAAAAACCAAAAUUCCUGCAGUUUUGAUGACAAGCUGCUCACGACGGUUGCAAACAUGGUGCAGACACAAUUAGACAGAACACGUGAAUCAUUCGAGGAGAAAACGGCGGCUCUAUUGUCCGAGUUGAACAAUAGGGCUGAGAGAUUGACGAGAUUAGAAGAAGAGCUGAUAAAGGCUCAAAUGUCUGAGAUUGAGACUCGGGCUCGCCUCGCAGCUAGCGAUGAACGCAUCAAGCAAUUAGAAAAGCAGUUAGCGGCCGAAAAGACUACCUUCGGUAACAGAGAGCAAGCUCAUCUUCAAGUAGAUGCAGGGAAACAGGUAGAUUCACCUCCAAAAUCCAACAUUAUUGAAGCAAACGUUCCCGGAAAGGAAAAAAAGCCUGAGUCUUUUGGACAAGCUUAUAAUGGAGCUUUGCCGUCUAAUUUGGAAUCAUAUAUGAGAGACGAAGAUGACAUUCAAGUAGAAGAAUGGACGCAUUUUUAAACAUAUAGACAAAUCUGCACGAUCAAUCUGCAAUCAACAUAUCAUCUUCAACUACCCGAGGAUCGCGCAAAGAAGAAAGAUGGGAAGAAGAUAAAAGAAAAAUUUCAGAUCUUACAAAGUUGCUACUUUUCUCAGCCCUAAUUUCAUGGGCCACCCAACUACCUCGCACGAAAAGAAUAUUAACUUCAGCUUGUCUCCUUCUUCCGUUAUACCUCUUCGGAGGAUUUCUUAGUAAGAAGAGGUGAAUUAACUCUUUAUUUUGUACAUGGUAAGAAAAUUGAUAAGACAAAUACUUGCAAGAAUUUGCAAAUUCUGUGACUUCUGCAGUUGAUCGAGGGACGAUCCUCUUGUGUAUCAGAUCAAUGCCAAUAUUGGCUAUUUGUGGUAUUUAUGCUAGUUCUUAGAAUAUACUUGGUAUGAG